AUGAUAAAGUCCGAUAACCUCCACGAUGUGCUAAACACCGACAUCAAAACACCAAUCCCAGGGUCGACAGUUUCUAAGAUCAUCUCUUUGCCUCCAUUCAUUACUAUCUCUGGAGUCUCGAAUUUUCGAGACUUAAGCUAUGAGAACAACAUACGUCCUGGCUAUGUCUACCGGUCUGCGAACUUGUCGGACAUUACAGAAGAAGGAAAGGUGAUGAUCGCUGCCGACCUAGGCAUAACAACGAUUUUCGACCUACGUAAUGAAGGCGAGAGAGCCAAGGCUCCGCCUCCACAUAUUGAAGGAGUUGACACGAUCUGGAUGCCCUACGGCACCAGGCCAGCCUCGCUGAAUCUGCGCGACUUUGCUGGGGAGGACAAAGGUAGCAGUGGGUUUGUCAAGAUGUACACGGGUAUACUCGAGGCAUCUGUACCGGCGUUCACCCAAGUGUUUCAACAUAUCAGGGAUCAACCUGAUGAUCCGUUUGUGUUCCAUUGUUCCGCCGGCAAAGACCGCACGGGCGUUCUGGCGGCACUUAUUCUCCUCCUCAUGGGUCGGCCCGAAGACGAAAUCAUCAAGGAUUAUAUUCUCACGCGGGCGGGAUUGGAAAAUGUGCGAGAGAAUCUGACGCAGGCUUUGGCUCUUGAUGAAGGCACCGACCACCUGAGCCCCGAAGCGAUCGGCAUGUUAGAGCUGAGUGGUGUUCGGGCACAAGCCAUGGCGGCCUUCCUUCAGACCUUCCGCUCCACAUACGGCAGUGGCGCCGAGGGAUAUCUGACCACAAAGCUUGGCUUUUCCCAUGAUGAUACCAAGCUCAUGUACAAGAACUUGGCAGCGUGA
Molecule: messenger RNA, 837 nt
Organism: Penicillium cataractarum
Lineage: Eukaryota; Fungi; Ascomycota; Eurotiomycetes; Eurotiales; Aspergillaceae
Product: tyrosine-protein phosphatase
Exons: 2
Coding region: 1-837 (278 amino acids)
Biological process (GO): dephosphorylation
Molecular function (GO): phosphoprotein phosphatase activity
Source: RefSeq, a predicted model, not a curated record